AUGCCGCUUGGAUUCUUUGAAGCUAAGUCUGACUCCUCCUUAUUCCUCUAUCAUACAUCUACAAUCACUGCAUUUAUCCUUGUGUACGUAGAUGAUAUUAUCUUUAUGGGAAACUCAACCUCACAUCUGUCUAUAAUCAUUUCUCGCCUACAAGACAACUUCCCACUUAAAGACCUUGGACAACUCCAUUAUUUUCUCGGUGUUGAAGCUUCUCGCUCAUCUGAUGGGCUCUUUCUGAGUCAGUCACAAUAUAUUCAGGACCUUCUUAUUAGGGCUGACAUGCAAUAUUCAAAACCACUUAAUUCUCCCGUCUCUACUAGUUCUUCACUUUCUAGAUAUGAUGGUGAUUCUCUUUCUGAUCCCUUCUUAUACAGAAAUAUUGUGGGAGCUCUACAAUAUUUAACUCUCACUCGUCCUGAAUUAGCAUUUGCGGUCAAUCGUGCUUGUCAAUUCAUGCACGGUCCAACAUCCACCCAUUGGGUUGCGGUCAAACGUAUAUUACGAUAUCUUCGUCAUACUCCACACCAUGGGCUUGUCUUUCGUCCAUCGGCAUCCCUCACCCUUGAGGCCUAUUCUGAUGCUGAUUGGGCAGGUUGUCCUGAUGAUCGCCGAUCCUCUACAGGAUAUUGUAUAUUUCUUGGUAAUAACCUCGUCUCGUGGAACUCCAAAAAGAAGCAUGUUGUUGCUCGAUCAAGUAUUGAAUCUGAAUUUCAAGCCUUAGCUCAUGCCACUGCCGAACUUUGUUGGUUUCAAUCUCUUUUGAGUGAAUUACGAAUUUCAUCAAUCCAUCCACCGACUUUGUGGUGUGAUAAUAUCGGCGCAACAUUUCUCUCUGCAAAUCUAGUGUUUCACUCUCGUACAAAACAUAUUGAGAUUGAUUUACUCUUUGUUAGGGAGAAAGUGGCUAAAAAAUCUUUACUUAUUCAGUAUGUCCCGACUCAUGAUCAAAUUGCUGACAUAUUUACAAAAGUAUUGUAUCACAUCGGUUCAUUUUUCUCCGUGACAAGCUCACGUGAUAUUAGGAACAGGAAUGACGCUAUUGGCGCAACUAUCUUCGAUCAUGUGCCGCAGCAUUUGCGAUUUAUGUGCAAAGAUUUUAUCCAUCUCGAAUGUUUGAUCAUCGGAAGUAUUCAACACAAUGUUUUUGAAGUUCGACAUUUCUGCGGUGAUCGAGCUUUGGUUACAUUCGUGAAGAAGGUAUUGUUGUUAUUCGAUAUGGAAAGUGGUGGUUGUGUAGUUGAACUCGGUUUGGAACUAUUAAACUAG
This is a messenger RNA of Impatiens glandulifera, 1266 nucleotides long. RefSeq lists its product as uncharacterized. Lineage: Eukaryota; Viridiplantae; Streptophyta; Magnoliopsida; Ericales; Balsaminaceae. Bases 1 to 1266 code for a protein of 421 amino acids. The transcript has 3 exons. The record is from RefSeq and is a predicted model, not a curated record.